AUGGAAAGUUUCAAAUAGUUUAAUUUAAUCCCCUUCAUGUUAAUUAUGUUAAUUAAUUAACUUAAAUAUAUAAAAAGAAAAGAGAAAAAAUAAAUGGGGUCCACUUGUCCCUUUCAUUUAAUUAGAAACUCGGGGAGCGUACUCAGCUCAUUUUUCUCACUCAACCUUUUGUUAAACAAAAAUUUAAAUACCCAAAUUCAUUAAUACCCAAAUUCAUUUGAGGAGUGAGGGAGAAAAGUACUAGAGAGAGAAAAAUCAUCGAGCAAUGGGGAAAGAUCUGAGCAACGAUCAAAUAUCAUCAAUGAAGGAAGCCUUCACUCUGUUUGACACCGAUGGCGACGGAAAGAUCGCCCCAUCGGAAAUCGGUAUCCUUAUGCGUUCACUCGGCGGUAACCCUACCCAAGCCCAACUCAAAUCCAUAAUCGCCGAAGAGAAACUCAAUGCACCCUUCGAUUUCAACCGUUUCCUUGAACUCAUGUCUAAGCAUCUCAAACCUGAGCCGUUUGAUCGUCAGCUUCGUGAUGCGUUUAAGGUCCUUGAUAAGGAUGGUACUGGUUACGUUGUUGUUGCCGAUCUUAAGCAUAUUCUUACCAGUAUUGGUGAGAAACUUGAGGCUUCGGAAUUUGAUGAGUGGAUCCGUGAGGUUGAUGUUGGAUCGGAUGGAAAGAUUAAGUAUGAGGAUUUCAUUGCUAGGAUGGUUGCCAAGUGAUUUCGCCUGUGGAUCUGAUAUUUAUGGCUGUAGUAUUCGUUGGAUGGAAAUGAGAACCUGACUUUGCGAGUAUUUGUAGCUUGGUAUUUCAUUUUGGCAUGUUGAAAAGUGCAUCUAAUUUGCAAUUUCCUAGGAUUGAUUUCGCUAUUUUUUACUUGUUUACCGUCAUUGAACAAUUUGUGAUUCAGAUGUUGUCCUGUAUGUGGGUUUUGGCAUCCUAAGAACCAUAAUCAUCUAGCACCUAUAAGUACAGUUGUUUCUUCUUUGGUAUAUAGUGCAGACGCUGUGAAACUUAAAACUCA
Capsicum annuum is the source of this 1011-nucleotide messenger RNA. RefSeq names its product probable calcium-binding protein CML13. The coding region runs from base 266 to 709 and encodes 147 amino acids. NCBI's taxonomy places the organism in Eukaryota, Viridiplantae, Streptophyta, Magnoliopsida, Solanales, Solanaceae. The record is from RefSeq and is a predicted model, not a curated record. Gene Ontology annotation, molecular function: calcium ion binding. The transcript has 2 exons. Gene Ontology annotation, cellular component: myosin II complex.